This is a messenger RNA of Clonostachys solani, 1044 nucleotides long. The record is from the annotation of a GenBank genome assembly. Lineage: Eukaryota; Fungi; Ascomycota; Sordariomycetes; Hypocreales; Bionectriaceae.
AUGAAGUCGAUUACGCUGCUUCACCUGCUGGGCUUUGCCUCGUGCAUUGCUGCUCUGCCAGAGCCCCAGCCUCUGAUCACAGAAGCCCCGGCGCUCGCGACUCUCUACGAGCGAGACAAUGAGGCUCCCAGCUUCAUGGGAUAUCUCUCGGAUAACACGACUUUCCGAGAGACGGCAUGCGCGAGGGGUUAUUACAGCUCGGCCGGGCGAAAUGCUGGCUGCGUGACGGACAACACCAGGCCGGUUGCGACAGGCUGCACCAGCGCGACCCUCGUCGUGUACCCCAAUGGUGAUAACGCUACCUGCACGGGAAGCUACACCUGCUCAUACCACACCAUCUUCGACAACCUCGACCAAAAGUCAACAUGGAGCCGGUGGGCGUGCUUCGUCUCCGGCAACACCAACAAGGUCGUCGUCUACCGAGCGACCACCCACGUCUCCUCCACGAGCACCACAUCCGACAUCUCCACUACGAGCGAUGAUUCCACGACCACGGGCGAGACGACCGAAACCGGAGCCUCCGCGACGGCCACAUCUGACCCGGGCUCAGAUGGUUCCAGCGGCGGCGGCCAAAGCAUGGCCUGGGUCGCUGGCCCCGUCGUCGGUGGUGUUGCAGGUCUCGCCAUCAUCGGACUGCUGGUCUGGGUGGUGCUGCUCCUCAAGAGACGAAGUGCGAACAAGGGGGUCGAAGCAGCGGCAGCCGACAACAAUCAAUAUGAUAACAACAACCUGCCGCCGGGUUCCAACAUGUCCCAAAUGUACCCGUCGCCACAAGUAACACCCGCGGCCGGCUACGCCGAUCCCGUAGGCGAGCCCUACAAAUACUACCCGCAGGGACCUCCGCAGACCAUCUACUCCGGCGUCCCUCCCCAAGGCGGGUAUACUCAGGUUCCUACUCAGAUGCCUAACCAGGCCGCAGAGCUGCACAGCACGUCCUCGCAAGGACCCUGGAUGUCGCCGGCCCCAAGCGAGCUGCCCGCCUCCGAGAGCCACGGGGCCAGGAGUGACGCAGCAGAGCUUGGGGGAAGUGACGUGCGGAGAUAG